This is a messenger RNA of Seminavis robusta, 3618 nucleotides long. The record is from the annotation of a GenBank genome assembly. NCBI's taxonomy places the organism in Eukaryota, Bacillariophyta, Bacillariophyceae, Naviculales, Naviculaceae.
AUGGGCCAGCAACAACAACAACCACAGCAACCAGUACCACAAGACGACCGAUCGCGGCAUAUCACGCUGCAAGGGUUCAAUCGGGUUCCGUUAGUCUGUUUUGCGUUGAUGGUGAUUACGCUGCUCAUGCUAUGUGUCGUAAAUGUCGACGAUGGGACCGUGACGCUACCGGCCGGGUUGGGUUCCUUCCAUUAUCAACGCGUGUACACCACCAAAAAUACAGAUAAGCACAAAGAUGCCAAGAUUUGCUACCCACAAGUCGUAUUGGAAGAAGAUGAUUUUGACAAUUUCCAAGUAUUGGGGGGAUCGGAUACUACUACUACUACUACUACUACUACUAGGAGCUCCUGGAAUAUGGGAACCGUCUCCAAUAGUAUCGAGUUGAACACGAAUUUCUUGGGACCUCUCGGACAAGGACACGAUCAGGUAUCCAAAGAAUUUGACAUUCCCGUCUUGGCGGCAUCUUCGCAACAACAUCAACUACCCAUUCCUGCCAGCAAUGUCACUGUGGAAUUCAAACUGUACCAAAUGAACGACUGGAGUAGUAGUAGUAGUGCUGAUGAGGACGACAAGAUGUUGGUACUCAUCAACAAUGUCCAAAUUGAUCUGGGAGACAUGACGGUCCAUCAGCCAUUUUCGGGAACUGAGGGAAACAUUGUCUGGGAGCGCAGUGCUCCUCUUCAGGAACAGAGUGAGGACGCGAAAAUGCCAGUGGUAUACAAGGUUCGCAUCACUGUUCCCUCGAGCUCUCUCCCGGGCAAUCGAUUCACGCUCAAAUUUCAAACCGCCACCUCCAAGCCAAUCUUGGAGCAGAGUGCCGGAAUUGACGAUUUAAUCAUUACCGGAUUCUAUCAAUGUCAACAACAAGAACAGCCGCAACAAUCGCCACACAAGAAGAUUAAUAAUUCGACAGCCCCGGUCGAAUCGACUCCGGAACAAACUCCAACGGCAGCAGCACCCGCUACCCCCAAUCCAGAAGUGAAGGAAAAUACAGAAGACGAGACUCCAGAAGAAAUGGAAGAAUCUCUGGAAGAAAAUGGUGGCGAAACUUGUGCCAAGCUUCCAGCUCCAGCCGAUGGUGUUUGUGCCGCCGCAAACCCUUCCACUCUCGAUAAUGGUGUUCAUGGGGGAAAGGAUCCAUAUGCUGGCUGGUAUUCUUUGAAUAACGAUGGUUGCUGUCAAGAUUUCUGUCGUUGGGUUGGUGGUAGUGGUUCCGGAGGGGAUCCAGGCCUUCAAAUCAAACAUCGUGAUUCUUAUUGGUCAUGCAGACCAGCAGGUUACGCCGCAUGUACAUACUUUGAAGGUUUUGGCGAUACAUUCAAUUUUGCCAAGUGUGACGGUCAAGGUAUGCCUGCUGUAUCCAAACCAGUAAUUGAAGCAGAGACAGCCGCUCCUCCUCCGCUGGAAGAAAUCAAAGAAGAGGAGACUCCACAAGAAAUGGAAGAAUCUCUGGAAGAGGAAGAUGGGGAAACUUGUGUGGAGCUCCCAGCUCCAGUUGAUGGAUCUUGCCCUGCGGCAAACCCUUCUAUGCUUGACAAUGGCGUUCACAGCGGUCAGGAUCCAUACACUGGCUGGUAUUCUUUGAAUAAUGAUGGUUGCUGUCAAGACUUUUGUCGUUGGGUUGGCAGUUCCGGCUCUGGGGGAGACCCAAGCAUGGCAAUCAAGCACCACGGUUCUUAUUGGUCUUGCAGACCAGCAGGGUAUACUGCAUGUACAUACUUUGAAGGUUUUGGCGAUACAUUCAAUUUUCCCAAGUGUGACAGCCAGGGUGUGCCUUCCACUCUGGAGCCUGAGCCAGAGGAAGAAGAAGAGACUCCAGAAGAAAUGGAAGAAUCUCUGGAAGACGAAGAUGGAGAAACAUGUACUCAGCUUCCAGCCCCAGCAGCUGGUACUUGUGCAGCAGCAAACCCUUCCACUCUCGACAAUGGCGUUCAUGGUGGUAAGGAUCCAUAUGCUGGCUGGUUUUCGUUGAAUAACGAUGGCUGCUGUCAAGACUUCUGCCGUUGGGUUGGAAGUAGUGGUUCUGGAGGGGAUCCAACCAAUCAAAUCAAGCAUCGUGAUUCUUAUUGGUCAUGCAGACCAGCAGGUUAUUCCGCUUGUACGUACUUUGAAGGAUUUGGUGAUAGUUUCAAUUUUGCCAAGUGUGACGGCCAGGGUGUGCCUGCUACACCCGAGCCAGAAGAAGAAGAAGAAGAAGAAACUCCAGAAGAAAUGGAGGAAUCUCUUGAAGAGGAAGAUGGGGAAACUUGUACUCAGCUUCCAGCUCCAGCAGCUGGUACUUGUGCAGCAGCAAACCCUUCGACUCUUGACAACGGUGUUCACAGAGGUCAGGAUCCAUAUGCUGGAUGGUUUUCUUUGAAUAAUGACGGUUGCUGUCAAGACUUUUGUCGAUGGGUUGGUGGUAGUGGUUCAGGAGGAGACCCAAGCUUGGGAAUCAAGCACCGGGAAUCGUAUUGGUCUUGCAGACCAGCAGGGUAUUCUGCCUGUACAUACUUUGAAGGUUUUGGCGAGUCCUUCAAUUAUGCGAAGUGUGAUGGUCAGGGUGUGCCUGCUGCCCCCAAGCCGGUGGUAGAAGCAGAGACAUCCCCGCCGCCUCCAGAACCCCCAGCAGUGGAAGUUAAACAAGAAGAGACUCCCCAGGGUGUACCCGCUGACCCCUCUGCACCUCAACAACAAACAGUCUGGGAACGACUCACCAGCAAAGGGAGAAAGACAAUCACAGUUCUGGAAGGAUCCGGAUUGGGCAGUCAAAUGAUCAACAUGUUGGCACAAAAGAUCUACUUUGAAGCCCACGGAAAGGAAUACUUUGUCGAUGACACAGAAUACGGAUAUCGAUGGGACGACAACACCGGAGUAUUACAGGGAUACUUCACGCCUCAGUUCCCUGUCCUUCAAAGGAGCGAUUGGCAACAAAUGACUAGCUUUAUGGGAGUUCCUCCGCGCAACGUGAUUUUCAACACGAAUGAUGUCUAUCGCGAUGGGGCUAUUGAAAUCAUCAAGUCGAUUCGCUUUUCUCAGCGCAAACAUUUUCGAAAGGAAUUCAAGCACGAUCACUUUGGGCUCAUGGUACCGGAGGCAUGCAAGCACUUGCAAUUCAAUCAGCGUGCCAAACAAGAGUUUAAAACGUUGAUUGACGCCAACAAUAUUCCCAAUUUGCGCAAUGUAUCUUCGGCUGCCUUUCAUAUCCGUCGUGGAGACAAGAUCCUCGCGCACGAAUCUAUUGUCUAUUCGGGUGCCAACUACGUGCUCAAGCUUCUGGAGGCAGUGGGAGAACAAAAGAUUGAUCAUUGCUUUAUUUCAUCGGGAGACUAUGCGGCGGUAGAAGAAGUCCAGGCAGCAUUGCAAGAAAAACAGGUUGGUUGCCAGGUCCAUACUCUCACCCAACAAGCUGAGCACGGUGCCGAUGAGUCGGUGAGCAGAACUAAUCGUGCCAAUACGGUCCAGUUCUUGGCGGAAAUGUCACAGUUGAUUGAUGCCACCUUCUUUGUGGGGACCUUCAAUAGCAACGUGGGAUCCAUGGCGGCGUUGCUACGUGCCUGCAUCUACCCCAAGAAAAGGUAUGGCAACUCCUAUGGGGUCGACACGGACGACUGGUACUAUGUUCGCCAUCGCGACUAG